Messenger RNA from Centropristis striata (black sea bass), 4582 nucleotides. RefSeq names its product cholesteryl ester transfer protein, plasma (gene cetp). Bases 258 to 1754 code for a protein of 498 amino acids. Gene Ontology annotation, cellular component: high-density lipoprotein particle. Gene Ontology annotation, molecular function: cholesterol binding; phosphatidylcholine binding; triglyceride binding. NCBI's taxonomy places the organism in Eukaryota, Metazoa, Chordata, Actinopteri, Perciformes, Serranidae. Gene Ontology annotation, biological process: reverse cholesterol transport; very-low-density lipoprotein particle remodeling; low-density lipoprotein particle remodeling. The record is from RefSeq and is a predicted model, not a curated record. The transcript is spliced from 17 exons.
UAAAGGAAAGGGUUUCCAAGAGAUAGUUGCAGUGCAUAGAGCCCUCCCUGACAGCGGAGAAAACAAGGUUAGUAGACUGUAGGGUUUUCAUAGCAAAAACCAAAAAGAGACCGGAAACAUUGGCUGAAAUUCCAAUAAUCAUUGUCACGUUUGUGUAAGAACAGAGCACAUGGGAGCAACUUAAAGUCAACUGCAAACAGUCCACAGGGUCAAAAAUCUCAACCCACUCUCACAGAGGUGAAGUAUACAAGUGCACUAUGCCGCGUGAUGUUUUCUCACCAUUGCUGCUGUUUCUAUCUGCGUUUGGGGUGUCCCACGCCUGCCUGCAAGACCCUGUUUCAGCCUACCGAUUCACUGGAGUUAUAUGUCGACUCACCUACCCUGCAGCUGUUGUAUUGAAUGAGAAAACCACUAAAGUGAUUGAAGCAGCAUUCCAACAUGCCAGAUAUCCAGGUGUGAACGGAUCGAGAUCUCUGCCAUUUCUUGGCACAGUCACAUACGGCCUUGACAGAUUGGAGAUCCACAACCUAUCGAUUGGUCGGAGUUCAGUUGAAAUGCUCCCAGGUAAAGGAGUCGCGUUGGAAAUAAGCAACGUGUCCGCAGUCUUCAGAGGGAGCUUACAGUACGGAUACGGCAACUGGCUUGUCAACGUCGCACAUUCAAUUGACUUUGAAAUUGAAAGUCAGAUUGAUCUUGGAAUCAACCCCAGACUUUACUGUGGAGAAGAGAGGGUAGCAGCAGACACAUCAGACUGUUCUCUUAAUUUUCACAAGCUCCUACUGCAUCUGCAGCACGACAAAGAACCAAACAUGCUGAAGAAGCUCUUCACUGACUUCAUUACCUUCACUGUCAAACUGGCCGUUAAGGGACAGAUCUGUAAGGAAAUCAACAAGGUGGCAAAUAUACUGGCUGACUUCAUUCAAGACACAGCAGAGCAUUUCCUCAGCGAUGGAGACAUCAGUGUGGACAUCCGUGUCACUGCUGCUCCUGUCAUCACUGCUAACUACAUUGAGUCAUACCACAAGGGACUGACCAAAUAUAACAACGUUACCGCUGUCAUCGAUGACUCUGUUUUCCAUCCCAGUCAGCUGACUGAAAACAGGAUGCUCUACUUUUGGAUCUCAGACCAGGUCUUAAAUCCCAUGUUUGCUGCUGCCCAUCAAGAUGGCCGUUUCCAACUCAACAUUUCUGGAGCAGAGCUAAAUGAGCUUUUCAAGACAAAUCUCUCCCAUGCCAUGCCGGAAUUCAUUAGAAAGUGUCUGCAGGAAUCAGGUUUUCCAGAGCUAAGAGUGUGGAGUUCAGAAGUUCCCUACUUAAACACCUCCACCUGGGGUACGACCGUCUUUGGGGAGGCCUCUGGGGAGCUCCUCUGUGGAAAUCAAACCACACCAACACUCCUCUUUCAAACGGAUGUGACAAUUGAUGUCACAGCUUCCUAUGCUGACAAGAAACUCUUCCUGCAGGGGAGCCGACCAGAGAUUUUUGUAUUUCAAAAUGAUCUCCCCUUACAUCAACGGGUGCUAGAUGAGGAACAGCGUGAGUUCAUAAAAGAAGCUGUGGAGAAGAUAGGCAUCCCGAAGGUCCUGUCUGCUCUUCAGAUUGAGCUAACCAGGCUGCUGGACAAACAGGGAACUAACUUAUUUGACAUCUCUAACCCAGAGGUGAUCUCUCGGGAUGGCUUUGUGGUGAUUCAGAUGGACUUUGGUUUCCCUCAUCACCUCUUGGUUGAGUUCCUCAGGAAGACAUUACAGUAACUGGGCAACCCAAAAGCAAGAGCAAAUGGAGACCUUUGGAAUUUUGAAAUUGAUAUAUACCUGGGUAAUGCCAAUAUGACCAAGUCUUAUGUAAUACCAUACAAUGAUAUACUAUACAGUAUGCCUUACUUGUUUGUUUGUUUUUCGUUUAAUUAGGGUGGGGGUGGGCGGAGAGUAAUCAUGUGUUAAAGUUAAAGACUGUAUAUAGAUAAUGGACGAAGUCACCAUGACGUCACCUGAUGGUUUGUGGACUGCUCGUUUGAGGCAUCGAGUUCGCCGUUACACUCGUCGCCAUCUUGUUUUCGGAAAACGGGGAGCAGACCAUAUUUGGACUGUGGAGGAGCGAGAGGGAUCUGAAGACACUGACUACACGCCUCUCUACACCUCAACCUGACUGAGAGAAGUCGCUGCUAAUCCAUGUUAGCUUUAACUGGGAUGUUUGUUUUGGCUAGCAAAAAAACAAAACAAAAUAUAUGUUAUUUAGUUAAGAAAAUUGAACAGUGACGCCUUGGAGUGUCUCUUAGUCCAACCAAACGUUAACAAGACAUUUUUAAAUGAACAAAAUGUUCCAAUUAACUGUCAUUAAAUUAAAAUACAGUGAAAGAGUCAAAGUUAUGAGACCAAACCAGUAAAGGACACUUUGCCGUGGAUACGCAUGGCUUUUCUCCUCUUCUGUUGGCGGCUCGCCUUGUAAGCCACCUGCCAUUCAAAGGUAGCCACGUCCCAAAUCAUCUUUUUCAUCUAUUUUCUUCUAAAUUGGACCAUUAUUUAUACAUUAACAUCAGAUUGUCUUGAAGAAGAAUUUUUACGAGCCAUUGUGACCAUCGUGUUCUGAGGUAAUUCUGAGGUAAUAAAUCAAGUGAGAUGUUUUCUCAUUUUGUAUUGCAAUGAAUGGACCCAAAUGAUUCUGCAACCUUCGUCGACGCCCCCUGCUGGAAUUUUUGGUAGAAUGCAGCUUAGGGCACUUCCUGGUUAGCCUCACUGCCCAGAGGUUGCCGCUUAGUUAAAGUGACUAUUUUAUGUCUGUUUUGUGAUCAUGUAUUGUGGGCUGUUAUAUGAACAACCUGAAAACAAAUAAAUAUAAGUUUUAAAAAAAUAUAGCUUGAUUGAAUUUUCAAACCCAAAUCUAUUUUUGCAUGAAGAAGCAACCUGUCACUUAUCACAAACUUUGUUGAUAUUGAGGUUUUCCCUCUUUACAGUGCAUUUAAUCAGUGGAAUCUACUUGUUUUCAUCCCAGCAGGCCUGUCAUUAUUGGUUUACUGUUUUAGGGAUUUAUUUCUUUUAAUGUUAUGCUAAAGGUACUGCUUAAGUGUAAACUUGUUUUUUUUUAGCAAGCCUGUGUGCGUACGUGUGUGCAUGCAUGCAUGAAGUAAAACAAGAUUUGUACCCUGUUGUUGAACAGCUUUCAUGGAAAUAUGAAGGCAAUGUUUAACUUUUUCUCAUUUUGGGGUCAUUCUAGGAAAAGUAAUCAAAUUUCAAGUUUAAAAAAGAUCGUUAAGGGUGCUUCCUCUGCUGUUAAACAUAGUGGCGGGUCAUUUUUGACCCCUAAGACAACACAAGGGUUAAAAUUAAACAUUUUCAGGGAUAAUGUAUACAAUAACUGUUAAAUAGUUCCAAUUUAAGUUUGGCAAUUUUGUGUCUCAUUUUUAUUAUUUAAAUGUUGGAAAAAAUGAACAUGUCCAUCAGGCAUCCUGCUCUCUAAACAUGUUGAUUACUAGUACAAGUGUACAGCUAUUCUCUGUUACAGUCAGUUGAAACGCUGAAAGAGCAGAUGUGAAAGACCAAGAACCAGACAGAUCAGCCACCGGGCGAUAAAAGACACACAUGCUAUAACAAAGCCUUUGAGGCAGAAGGUGAAGACAGGUCUUCCAGCACAGACAGUAUGAGAAAAUGUGUUUUUUGUGUGUGGUUCAGAAACCCAAAUGAGCAUAAUAUGUCUCCUAAUAAGGUGUACCUCCAAGCUCCACAUUUAAAUUUUUUUGAGUAAUUGCUGAAAUGAGAGUGAAGACAGAUUGAAGUGAGACAGACAAAGUUGACAGAUAGUGAGUUAGACAAGAUUGAAAGCUGCAUAGAACAGAACACCUUAAUAUUUCAGAUCCAAUGCAGUAUUUAUAUGAAUCUGAAUCUGCUGUGCUCUUGGGUGAACGGAGAAUUUUCGAUUCAUGGGCAUGAGCCAUGUGUGUGUGUGAUUGGUGAAGCAGUGGAUGAAAGACAAAGAUGAAAGUGGGAGCCUCGAGGCUUAAACUGCAAAAUCCAUCUGUUGGUGGUGUGAAGCUCUAAAGUUACUUUAGCUGUUAUGUCGGCACCAUAGGUGGCCGGUGCUCAGAGGUAUGUGUAUGUGUCUGUUGUUUGGCGAGGAAGUGAUUAAGUGAUUUUCAGCAAAGUACCUCUUAUUUACUGUAAAUGGUAAAUUGCUUUUCUCGUCUUUGCGACCACUCAAAGCCCUUUACACUACAGAUGGCGCUCACUCACCUGUCCUGAGAGAAGUAGGGGAACGACGAAACCCCUUCUCAUCUGGAAUCAGCUCACACACAGGGGUGGACUGACCAAUAGAAAAUUCUGUCAGAGUCCAGAUCGGCUGUCCCACAGACCCUGUCUGUCUGUGGACUUUGUGGAUCAUCAGGAAAAAAAUCUGAUUAGCGCCAAUACGAUCAUCACAAAAUAACAAAGUCGAGUGUGAGAAAUGUCUGGAAGGAAGCAUAAGGAGAAAGGUGGCUGGGAAAAAUCAAAAGAUAAGAGGGCCAAUUCGUUAGAGGCGGAGGGAUUCAAAUGUAGAACGCUUACUGAGCUAUUUAGUAUUGAACCCAGGCGGCAAACUCCGGGUGUGA